Messenger RNA from Humulus lupulus (European hop), 837 nucleotides. RefSeq lists its product as uncharacterized. The transcript is spliced from 3 exons. Lineage: Eukaryota; Viridiplantae; Streptophyta; Magnoliopsida; Rosales; Cannabaceae. Bases 1 to 837 code for a protein of 278 amino acids. The record is from RefSeq and is a predicted model, not a curated record.
AUGGUUUUGUUGAGUUCUGCACCUCAGACUCUUGAAGAUAACGAUUUACCACUUCCUCGUGUAUCCCCUAGUGAUCAUUGUAAUGAAAGAUGUCAUGUUAGUAGUACACCAAGCUCAAAUGCAACAAGUAUUGAUGAAGAUGUUUUUUGUGUUGGUCAAUAUUUUGUGGAUAAGAAAGAGUUGAAGAUGAAUGUACACAUGCUUGCUUUACGACGAAACUUUGAAUUCAAAGUGAAAAAGUCAAAUAAGAAAUUAGUGGUUUUGGUUUGUGUUGACCCCAAUUAUAAGUGGAGAAUUCGUGCGACAAAGGCAUAUGCAACAGGUGUGAAAAAAUGUCCAAAUCCAGCACAAAUAGUUAAUGAGAUGAACAAGAAUCUUGGUGUAAAGUGUAGUUAUUGGAAGGCAUGGACGGCAAGAAAGUGUGCACAUGAACUUUUAAGGGGUUCAGCGGUAAACAGUUAUCCAAAACUCCCCUCUUACUUAUACAUGGUCCAAAAUUCUAAUCCUGGUGUGUACACUAGAUUAAUUGUUGAUGAAGAACAGAAAUUCAUAUAUUUAUUUUUGUCUUUGGGAGUUUCCAUUAGAGGUUUUCGUUACAUGAGAAAAGUUAUAUAUAUUGAUGGAACUCAUUUGAAAAACCAAUUUGGAGGAAAUUUACUCAUUGCAACUGCACAAUAUGGAAAUUUUCAAAUUUAUCAUCUUGCUUUUGGUAUUGUUGAUUCUGAGAAUGAUGCAUCUUGGAAUUGGUUUUUGACAUGCUUACGAGAUCAAGUGCCCGAUACUACUGGUUUAAUGUUUAUAUCUGAUAGACACAAAAGCAUUAUAAAGGGAGUUUGA